ACUGGUUACGUGGUUACCACGCGUUGUUCGUAUUGGGCUGAUCAUAAUCGCAUGUAUUCCCAUAUAAAACUCUUAGAACUAGACGUCGAAAACAUUUAAUAACGAAUAGUUUAUAAAAAUAUUGAAAUUUUUUUUUUAAUUUUAUCAAAGGCAUCACAAAACAAUAUAUAUUGGUAUCUCCUACUAUCAGUCCUGACAAGUGACAGAUUAAAAUAUAUGUUGGCAUUACAGAAAGUAUUCAUCUAUUCAUCUGUCACUGUCAUCUUUUCAUUCCUUUUUGUAAAAAAAUUGUCACGUUUUAGGUGAUAGUUUAUAGAAAUCAAGAAAAUAAACAAAAGUUAUCAAAAUGGGUCGAUAUGCACGUGAACCCGAAAAUGCUGCAAAAACCUGCAAAGCUAAAGGUUCAAACUUGAGAGUACAUUUUAAGAACACAUGUGAGACUGCAAAUGCAAUCAAAAAGAUGCCCCUCAAAAGAGCUGUAGCCUAUUUAAAGAAUGUAGUAAUCCAGAAGGAAUGUAUUCCAUUUAGAAGAUUCAAUGGUGGAGUUGGUAGGUGUUCUCAAGCUAAACAGUUUGGUACUACUCAAGGAAGGUGGCCCAAAAAAUCAGCAGAAUUUCUUUUACAACUCUUAAGAAAUGCUGAAAGCAAUGCUGAUUAUAGUGGACUUGAUGUAGAUAGACUAGUUAUAGAACAUAUUCAAGUAAACAGAGCUGCUAGUUUAAGACGUCGUACAUACAGAGCUCAUGGUAGGAUCAACCCUUACAUGUCUUCACCCUGCCACAUUGAAUUAUGGUUGACUGAAGGAGAAUCUACACCAGAAGCUCCCAAAAAGUCUUCCCAGAAGAAAUCGGCUCUUAAUAAAAUUAAGAAACCAAAAGCACCUCAAGCUGUAUCAAAUUAAACAGUUUGUUAUUUAAUUAAAAUAUAUUUUCUGUAUUCUGA
Diabrotica virgifera virgifera (western corn rootworm) is the source of this 942-nucleotide messenger RNA. RefSeq names its product 60S ribosomal protein L17. NCBI's taxonomy places the organism in Eukaryota, Metazoa, Arthropoda, Insecta, Coleoptera, Chrysomelidae. Gene Ontology annotation, biological process: cytoplasmic translation. Bases 347 to 901 code for a protein of 184 amino acids. The transcript has 2 exons. Gene Ontology annotation, cellular component: ribosome; cytosolic large ribosomal subunit. The record is from RefSeq and is a predicted model, not a curated record. Gene Ontology annotation, molecular function: structural constituent of ribosome.